Molecule: messenger RNA, 3016 nt
Organism: Acipenser ruthenus (sterlet)
Lineage: Eukaryota; Metazoa; Chordata; Actinopteri; Acipenseriformes; Acipenseridae
Product: coatomer subunit gamma-2
Exons: 24
Coding region: 175-2796 (873 amino acids)
Biological process (GO): intracellular protein transport; endoplasmic reticulum to Golgi vesicle-mediated transport; protein secretion
Cellular component (GO): endoplasmic reticulum-Golgi intermediate compartment; Golgi membrane; COPI vesicle coat
Molecular function (GO): structural molecule activity
Source: RefSeq, a predicted model, not a curated record
UUCCUGGAUAUGGAAAGCUUAUUCUGAUCUGCUGUGCUACGUGUCCACGUUGCACUGUGUCGUCUACGUGGAAAGGCGGGGCUUGGGUUUGACUGACAGCAACCUCAGUGUGAUGUGGAAGCUGUGACCCUACAGUACAGAGUCAAUAGUCAACAUUACUGAUACAAAGAAGAAAUGAUUAAGAAAUUCGACAAAAAGGACGAGGAGUCUGGAAGUGGCUCUAACCCUUUUCAACAUCUGGAGAAAAGUGCUGUUCUUCAAGAGGCUCGUAUUUUUAAUGAAACUCCAAUAAACCCCAGAAGAUGUCUUCAUAUCCUCACAAAGAUUAUUUAUCUCCUGAACCAGGGUGAGCAUUUUGGAACAACAGAAGCUACAGAAGCAUUUUUUGCUAUGACCAGGCUGUUUCAGUCAAAUGAUCAAACACUGAGAAGAAUGUGCUACCUGACUAUAAAAGAGAUGGCAAACAUCUCGGAGGAUGUGAUCAUUGUCACAAGCAGUUUGACCAAGGAUAUGACAGGAAAGGAAGAUGUCUACAGGGGCCCUGCGAUCCGAGCUCUUUGCCGUAUUACUGAUACCACCAUGCUGCAAGCAAUAGAGAGAUACAUGAAACAGGCCAUUGUGGAUAAAGUGCCCAGUGUGUCAAGCUCUGCGUUGGUUUCCUCAUUGCAUAUGGUGAAGAUGAGUUAUGACGUUGUUAAACGUUGGGUGAAUGAGGCUCAGGAGGCUGCCUCUAGUGACAACAUGAUGGUGCAGUACCAUGCAUUAGGUCUUCUAUACCACCUGAGAAAAAAUGACCGCCUGGCUGUGUCGAAAAUGUUGAACAAAUUUACCAAGUCUGGCCUGAAGUCCCCGUUUGCAUACUGUAUGCUGAUACGUAUUGCCAGCAGACUGCUGGAAGAGACAGAUGGAGGACAUGACAAUCCUUUGUUUGACUUCAUUGAGAGUUGCCUGCGGAAUAAGCAUGAGAUGGUGGUAUACGAAGCAGCUUCUGCCAUUGUACAUCUUCCCAAUUGCACAGCAAGGGAGCUUGCACCUGCUGUCUCAGUGCUCCAGCUGUUCUGUAGCUCUCCAAAAGCAGCUCUGAGAUAUGCAGCAGUUAGGACUCUUAAUAAGGUGGCGAUGAAACACCCAUCAGCAGUAACAGCCUGUAACUUGGACUUGGAGAAUCUAAUUACAGACUCAAACCGCAGCAUUGCUACCCUGGCAAUCACCACCCUGCUGAAAACAGGCAGCGAGAGCAGUGUGGACAGGCUUAUGAAACAGAUCUCAUCCUUUGUGUCUGAAAUAUCAGAUGAGUUUAAGGUGGUUGUAGUGCAGGCAAUCAGUGCACUCUGUCAGAAAUACCCCCGCAAGCACAGUGUGAUGAUGAACUUCCUCUCCAACAUGCUCAGGGAUGAUGGUGGAUUUGAGUACAAGCGUGCUAUUGUGGACUGCAUUAUAAGUAUCAUUGAGGAGAACCCAGAGAGUAAGGAAACUGGCCUUGCUCACCUGUGCGAGUUCAUAGAAGACUGUGAGCACACUGUUCUGGCCACCAAGAUCUUGCAUAUGCUGGGCAAGGAAGGACCGAGGACCCCCACGCCUUCCAAAUACAUCCGCUUCAUUUUUAACAGGGUUGUUCUUGAGAGUGAAGCUGUACGAGCAGCUGCUGUGAGUGCUUUGGCUAAGUUUGGAGCUCAGAAUGAUGACCUUCUGCCCAGUGUGCUUGUUCUUUUACAGAGGUGUAUGAUGGACAGUGAUGAUGAAGUACGUGACAGAGCUACAUUCUAUAUGAAUGUGCUCUUGCAGAAACAAAAAGCACUGAAUGCAGCCUACAUUUUCAAUGGUUUGUCUGUAUCUGUCCCUGGCUUGGAAAAAUCUCUACAUCAAUACACUCUUGAGCCCACAGAAAAGCCAUUUGAUAUGAAAACUGUUCCUCUGGCUUCUGCACCAAUUAAUGAACAGAAAACAGAAAUUGCCACAGUGGUUACCAGUAAAAUGCCAGAGAAAGUGGGUCCAUCUCGUCAAGACAUAUAUCAAGAACAACUGGCAGCCAUACCUGAAUUUAAGGCCCUGGGUCCUCUGUUCAAAUCUUCUGAUCCAGUUCAGCUCACAGAGGCGGAGACGGAGUACGUGGUUCGCUGCAUAAAACACACUUUCACAAAUCACAUGGUAUUUCAGUUUGACUGUACAAAUACCUUGAAUGAUCAGCUUCUACAGAAAGUUAUGGUGCAGAUGGAACCUUCGGAAGCUUAUGAAGUGGUCCAUUAUGUUCCGGCACUUGAUUUACCAUAUAGCCAGCCUGGGUCAUGUUACACUCUUGUCAGACUGCCUGAUGAUGAUCCCACUGCAGUUUCUUGUACGUUCAGCUGCACAAUGAAGUAUUUAGUACGGGACUGUGACCCAAACACCGGGGAGCCAGAUGAAGACGGUUACGACGAUGAAUAUGUGUUGGAAGACCUAGAGGUAACUGUGGCUGACCACAUACAGAGGGUCUUAAAACCCAACUUUGGAGCUGCAUGGGAAGAAGUGGGAGAUGAAUUUGAAAAAGAAGAAACAUUUGCUCUUGCUUCUGUAAAAACUCUUGAAGAGGCUGUCGGUAACAUUAUUAGCUUCCUGGGAAUGCAGCCAUGUGAAAGAUCAGACAAGGUCCCAGAGAACAAAAACUCACAUGUGCUCUUCCUUGCAGGUGUUUUCAGAGGUGGCCAUGACGUGUUGGUGCGCUCCAGGCUUGCUCUAGCUGAUGGAGUCACAAUGCAGGUGACAGUGCGGAGCACAGAAGAGACCGCAGUAGAUGUCAUCCUUGCUUCUGUUGGCUAAACCUGUUUCGGUACCUGCUACUGUGUACGUUUCCGACCAAAACCAUUUUUUAUAAGAAAAUCGGUGACCCCUGCAUAAAACAGUGGUUUCAGUUAAUCCCUUUAUUAGGUAUAUAUCUGUGUUGUAGAAAAUUACCUUGCAUGUUUAAUGUGUUGACAGCUUAACUAAAUGUACUUUCUCAUUUACAUUAUUUUGGGUCAAUAAAACGGUAAUAAUUCAA